Messenger RNA from Thamnophis elegans (Western terrestrial garter snake), 1720 nucleotides. RefSeq names its product zinc finger protein 180-like. The record is from RefSeq and is a predicted model, not a curated record. Bases 400 to 1479 code for a protein of 359 amino acids. Gene Ontology annotation, molecular function: DNA-binding transcription repressor activity, RNA polymerase II-specific. NCBI's taxonomy places the organism in Eukaryota, Metazoa, Chordata, Lepidosauria, Squamata, Natricidae. Gene Ontology annotation, biological process: negative regulation of transcription by RNA polymerase II. The transcript has 2 exons.
CACCAGAGGACUCACACAGAAGAGAAACCCUUUGAAUGUCCUGUUUGUGGGAUAGAGUUCCGUCAUAAAUCCAGCUUGGUGAAUCAUCAGACUAUUCACACAGGAGAGAAACCCUUUGAAUGUCCUGAUUGUGGGAAAUGUUUCAGUCGGAAUUCUAAGCUGGUGGCACACCAGAGGACUCACACAGGAGAGAAACCCUUUGAAUGUCCUGAUUGUGGGAAACGAUUCAGUCAGAAUUACAGGCUGGUGGCACACCAGAGGACUCACACAGGAGAGAAACCCUUUGAAUGUCCUGAUUGUGGGAAACGAUUCAGUCAGAAUUACAGGCUGGUGGAACACCAGAGGACUCACACAGGAGAAAAACCCUUUGAAUGUCCUGAUUGUGGGAAAUAUUUUAGUAUGAGUUCCAGCCUUCUGAAACACCAGAGGACUCAUACAGAGGAGAAACACUUUGAAUGCACUUAUUGUGGGAAACGUUUCAGUCAGAAUUGUGAUCUGAUGACCCACCAGAGGACUCACACAGGAGAGAAACCCUUUGAAUGUCCUGAUUGUGGGAAAUGUUUCAGUCGGAAUUCCCACCUGGUGAUACACCAGAGGACUCACACAGGAGAGAAACCCUAUGAAUGUCCUGAUUGUGAGAAAUGUUUCAGUCAAAAUUAUGAUCUAAUGAACCACCAGAGGACUCACACAGGAGAGAAACCCUUUGAAUGUCCUGAUUGUGGGAAAUGUUUCAAUCUGAGUUCCAACCUUCGGAGACACCAGAGGACUCACACAAGAGAUAAAUUUUUUGAAUGUCCUGAUUGUGGGAAACGUUUCUGUCAUAAUUCCAGCUUGGUGAACCACCAGAGGACUCACACAGGAGAGAAACCCUUUGAAUGUCCUGAUUGUGGGAAGCGUUUCAGUCAGAAUUCCAGCUUGCUGAAACACCAAAGGACCCACACAGGAGAGAAACCCUUUGAAUGUUCUGAUUGUGGCAAACGAUUCAGUUGGAAUUCUGCUUUGGUUCAACACCAAAGGACUAACACAGGAGAGAAACCCUUUGAAUGUCCUGAUUGUGGGAAAUGUUUCAGUCAUAAUUCCAGCUUGAAUUAUGACCUGAUGAACCACCAGAGGACUCACACAGGAGAGAAACCCUUUGAAUGUUCAGAUUGUGGGAAAUGUUUCACUCGGAAUUCUAGGCUGGUGGAACACCUGAGGACUCACACAGGAGAGAAACCCUUUGAAUGUCCUAUUUGUGGGAAAAGUUUCAGUCAUAAUUCAAGCCUGGUGUACCACCAGAGGACUCACACAGGAGAGAAACCCUUUGAAUGUCUUGAUUGUGGGAAAAGUUUCAGUCAUAAAUCCAACUUGGUGGACCACCAGAGGACUCACACAGGAGAGAAACCCUUUGAAUGUCCUGAUUGUGGGAAACGUUUCAGUCAUAAUUCCAGCUUGGUGAAACACCAGAGGACUCACACACUCAGGGGAGAAACCAUAUGAAUGUCUACAGUGUAAAAAAUGAAAAAAUGGUUUGAUAAAGAUUGCAUGCAACUAAAAAAGAUAUAUAAUAUGGAGUACAGGAAAAGUAAAAAUGCCACUUUUGAGGAUCACACUCAUUACUUAAACAGCUGAAAGGACAAUAUAAUAAUUAUAUUGGCUUUCUUCCCCAGAACACAAACCCGGCUACCAUGUAUGCAGUGGCAAAAUUCUGUGAUGCUGCAAUGUUCACAAGAAAAAAAAU